Molecule: messenger RNA, 1965 nt
Organism: Ostreobium quekettii
Lineage: Eukaryota; Viridiplantae; Chlorophyta; Ulvophyceae; Bryopsidales; Ostreobiaceae
Source: the annotation of a GenBank genome assembly
AUGUCUCGACUGCUAUACGUCUCAGACUUCUUGUCUGAGUUUGGAACCAAGCUGAAGUUGAGGCCGAUGCACUUCACACAGCUUCAAGAUGCCCUGAAUGGUGCUGACAAGCUGGGUGCAGCCAACAACACCACGAGUGGAGGGGCUAGUCUGGCGAUGGUGUACGAGAAGCUUUUGCAGCGCAUCCUGGACAACCUUGAGCAGGAAGGCCUUGGGGACAGGCAGGAGCGCCGGAUGUGCUGCAUCAAUGGUCCUGGCACCUGGCCCGAAGUUCUCAGAAGGUUUACUCUCAGAUGUGCUGAUGGUCCCGAAAGUGCUGUUUCCGAGAGCACAGCUGCGGCUGCCGCCUGCCUGGCCUCCAUGAGUUUGGAUGAGCUGAAGCCUGUGCAACACCUCGAGCUACUGGAAUUUCUUUGUGACGAGGCCCUGAACACAAGCGAGAUAAGAAACAGCAUGCAGGAGCGACUCGACAAAAUCGCUGACAUUUCACGAGAGAUGCGCACCACAGCUGGUGAGGAUAAGCGCAAGUUGCGGGAGUUGAUGGAUGCGCAGAGGCAGGAAAAGAAACGAAAAAGGGAUCAUGAGGCAGCUGAAGAAGCAGCUAAAGAGGAGCAGGUCAGUGACCCAGAAAACAAAAGGGCGAAGGCUUGUGCUGAGGACAGUGACAGCCGGGAGCCUUGCUUUGAACUCCCUGAGGACAUCAGGGAAUACAAUGGAGAUCCCAAUGAUCGAAAAGCCAGGACGGCAUUUCGACAGCAGUUGCAGGCAGAAAAGAAUCGCCUUGCGAUUGAGAGGCAGAGAUGGGAGGCCAAAAGGGACGAGAGCAGAAAAGCGAAAGAAGAAGAACAAAAGAAGACAGCUCGUCAGCAGGCAAAGGCUGAGGCGGCAUUGGUAAAAGAACGGGCAAAGGCUGAGGAGGCGUUGGCAAAAAAGCAAGUGGCGUAUGAAAAACUCCUCGAUAAGUACACCAUUCGACGCACACCACUGGGCCUUGAUCGCCACCAUCGCAAGUACUGGUGGGACUUUGGUGGCUGCAAACCCGUGCUGUACGCGGAGGAUUGCUCGUGUCAGUGGGCAAGCUACUCCACGGUUGAGGAAGUGAAGAAACUAAUGGAGUCCCUGGACACUCGGGGUGUCAGGGAGGUUGAGCUGCACAGGGCUUUGGAAAAGACACUACCAAGGAUGGCGUGCGCGAUGAGGAAGGCACUCUGCAAUCAGAACAAGGUGUCCAGCAAUGUGGAACAACUUCCAGGCAGACAACAGCCGGCGAGGGCAGCCAGGAAGACAGCAGCGGCAGUGCACAGCAGCAGCUCUGCUGCCACAGUGACAAAGAGCAGUGCUCAGGAACAAGUUGAAGCCGCUGCUGUGAGCGCCUCCAUUCAGGCACUGAUGGACAUGGCCAAUUUGGCGACUGCCUGCAAGGUGAGAAGCCCUGGCAGCAGCUGGAAGACAUGGAGGCGGCAGUUGGAGGCGAUUAGCAGCGCUGGGCCACACGAAACAGAGGCCAAGAUUGAGCUGCGAAGCUGUGCACUUGAACUUGAAACUGCCCUAAUUGCUGGCACUGGAGAGGAAACGUGCUACGAACCUGUGGAAAACGAAGGGAAGAAGGAAGACAUGAUUGACGACCAGAAAGACUGCGAUCACCACUGGUUUUCGGCGAUUGGCAGCAUUUUGGCAGCUGGAGGUGGAGUAGGAGACAUCAGAGGCAAUGGCAGCGAUCCAAAAGGCGCCAGCCUUUGGUCCAGUGCAUGGAGGCAAACCAGACUGGUGGAAGAGUAUCUCGAACCUGACAGAAACAACGUCGUACCAGCGUGGUGCAUGUGGCGCAGCGCCCGGGAGCGCAAAUCCUGGCACCUGGACGUCUCUUCUGCCACCACUGUCUCCCAUGUGGCUUAUUGCAUAUUGGCCCUUUCGGAGGUGGCGGCCCCUGCCCUGCAGGAGCUCAAGCUGGGGAAGAACUCCUGA